GGAGAGCCCCUGUCCGCGGCGAGCCUGCAGCCAGAUUUAUGAUGGAGCUUACUUCUUUGCCUAAAUUCCUUUGGACAAGUGACAACAAAGUUCUCCAUCACCAUUUUCCGGACAUAUUUGCUACUGUUCAUACCACGCAAGACAUUCCCAAAGAAGUGGUUUUUGGACCAUGCAUGCUCCAGAACACUCUGCUGGACACUGUAGCUUUUAUUGCUCUCAAGUGUUCUGAUAGACGUAACAUCCACUAUGUAUUUAAGGUAGAUGUCACAUCUGUGCACAGUCCCACAGGACUACCUUGGAUGAGACUUGUACAAGCAGCUGCCAAUAGCAAGGAGCAGAACUUGGAAGCGUACUUAGAAAACAGUCAGUUAUAUUAUCGCUCCACCAGGAAAAUCAAAAAAAAUGAGGAGCUGCUUGUUUGGUAUGAUGAGGAGCUUUCCAGCCUCUUGGGUUUCAAUGAGAUAAAAGCACAGAGUCCCCAGAAUGGUAAGUACCAAACUGCUGACUGCAGUCAGGGGUCACUGAGGACUGAAGUUAGUCUGCAGCUUCUUUAGUAUGUGAUGAUCCUUUAAUACAAUGAAUAAAAUCUUUCU
Molecule: messenger RNA, 593 nt
Organism: Dryobates pubescens (Downy woodpecker)
Lineage: Eukaryota; Metazoa; Chordata; Aves; Piciformes; Picidae
Product: PR domain zinc finger protein 8
Exons: 3
Coding region: 39-554 (171 amino acids)
Biological process (GO): regulation of DNA-templated transcription
Cellular component (GO): nucleus
Molecular function (GO): protein binding
Source: RefSeq, a predicted model, not a curated record